This is a messenger RNA of Caenorhabditis bovis, 1716 nucleotides long. Lineage: Eukaryota; Metazoa; Nematoda; Chromadorea; Rhabditida; Rhabditidae. The record is from the annotation of a GenBank genome assembly.
AUGGAUGUCGACGAUCCGUCUCGAUUAGUGAUUGAAGAGGAUAGCCCUAGUAGUAGUAAUCGGAAUUUGGAAGAAGCUGACGCGGAGGAGAAGUUGAAAAUUGUGGAUGAAGGCGAACAAAAUGCCGAUGAGCUUGACGUUGAUUUGGAUGCUGCAGAAGCUGAAUGCGAAGCCGCCAUUGAGAAAUCGUUGAUACGCAAAAUGAGAUUUCUGGAGUUGUUUAAAAAUGCGCAGAAAAUCCGCGAUUGCUUAGAGGCGCUUCGCGAAUUUAUGAGCGAUGACGAGGUUUUGGAGAAAGAUCGUCUCGAAGUUCAAGCGAUGGUCGAAUCGAGAAUCAAUGAGGAAAAAGCGGCGAGAAAAUUGGAAAAGGAGCAGAAGGCCCGCGGAAUUGUGACGGCGAAUCUCGCGAAUGCUCUUCGAUCAGCUACGGGUAUCGAUAUUGUCACGACGGUCUCGAGCCAACUUCCGCCAUCAACCAGCGAACCGCCGCCGGCGUUUCCGAUAAAUGUUCACGUGCCGCCGCCGACGACGAUCAUCGCCAAUCCGGCUGGAUUCGUUCCGCCAGUUUUCAAUGUUCCGCCACCAGUGGUGACAGCCACCAUUGUGCCAACUGUAACGAUGGAGGCGCCGAAGAAAAUUGCGCCCAUCUCCGAAGACCUUCUAAAUUAUGAGAAAAAGAAAGCGCAAAAGGUUCCGCCGAUUCCCGAAGCUCUUUUACCGCCUGAAAUGAGACCCCGACCGAAAUCGCCGUCGCCUCCUCCACCGAAACGGCGAACUCUGAAAUUGGCCGGCGCUCGACCACGCCGACUUUGGCUCCGCGAGCGCGACACGAACGGUGCGACGCGCGAUAGCGGCGAUGAGGACGACGCCGCUUAUACGGAAAUUGAGCGCAUGAACGUGCGGCUACCAUAUCCGACAAAGAUUAAGAAGAGAACGGAGGAUGAGAAGAAGGAGUUGAACAAGGCGAUGGUCAACACGCUGCUCGAAUUCAAGGAUGAAAUUGUAAAACAGCAAAAGGAGCUCGCGAAGCAGCUCAAAUCCGAACCGCUGCAUGGCGCCAACGCAUCGAUGGCGAAAUUGCACAGAAACUCACCAUUGGCGGUGAAGCGAUAUCACGCUCGACAACUCGUCAAGGAGACUGGAAUGUCUUUGGAAGAAGCGAUGGAAGAGAUUGAAGCGCAGUGCCGCGAAUUUCCGGAGACGGAAGAGCCGUCUCGAAACGACAUCAGCAGGCGGCAUCGGGAAGUGAAUGACGGCGGAAUUCCGGGAAUCGAUCGACCACCAGCUGGACCACCGGUGUCGAAGCGGAAGCGAGGUGGCGUGAAAAAUAGAAUGAAAGAGAAAGACCGACGACGCUUCGAUUCGAGACCGCCGCCAUCAAAACGGGACCGAAGGCCGACAUAUAGGGACCAAAGUCGUUGGGCGCCGAAUGAUGAUUAUCGCUAUAAUGAAUAUGAUGAAUAUGCGGGUUAUUCUGAAGGAUAUCCUCAAUAUGCUGAAGGCUAUGAUGAAGCUUACGACGCGAGCUAUCAGUAUCAGGAUCAAGGCUAUGACGAUUACUACAAUCAGACUGGCGAAUAUGGUGCUGAUUACAACUAUAGCUAUUCGCAGGAUUUCAGCAAUGACGAGCCGUACGAGCAAACUGGCUACAUUGGAUCAUUUGCCGCUUCGUCGUCAUCGGAGAAACCGGAUGAAUCGAGAGCGCCGAGAAAAUAA